GAAAAUAUUGAUCAAAAUUAUAUUAUUAGUUUAAAUAAUGAUAUUUCAGAACUAAAUGAUAAUCUAAAAAAAUACGUAACAGAUUUGAAUCAGGAUGUUAUCGUUAAUAUGGAAGAAAUUAAAAAGCUUUUAUUGCUUUAUAAAUGUCCAAUUAAAAUUACAAAUCAAAAAGAUGAUCAAUUACUUAUUCAAGCAGUUUUACAACGCCAUAUUAUUGAGACAAUAUUAUCCUAUGCAACAAAAUACUUUCAAAGUACAGGACAACAUUAUCAUCUUGAAGCAAAUAUUGUUAAUAAAGCAUCUUUAUUAUCCAUAUUAUUAACUAACAUUUCGAAGUAUCGUACUGGAAACGAUGAAAUAGCACAUGUAGCAACAACAAAAUUGCGUCAGCAUAUAUAUUCAAUCCUUAAUAAUCGUGGAUUUGCCAAUAUAUAUGGAGAAGACCAUAUUACAUAUGAGCAUCCUUUCAUUGCUUAUCAUAAAGAAGAAUUAAACAAAACUAUGAGUGAAUUACGUAUUGUUAAAGGUCAAGAGAAACUUGCAUCCGAAAAUUUGGCAGCAAUUAUAAUUUGUGAAGUUGUAAAGAUAUUUUGGUUUAGGUUGAAAGUUCACGAAUCUGUUGUACAGUAUGUUUGGGUUCCAUAUAAUGUUAAAGUAGAUGAAAUGUUUAUGGAAGGAAGCAAUCUUGAUGAUAAUGAUGAAGAAAAUUUGUGUGUUGGUUUGUGUUAUUUUCCUUUAAUUGGAAGAGAUCUUACAUUAAUUGACAAAAAAGUUUUUGUUUCUGCAAAAGUCUUUACAAAAAAAUCCUUGAAAUAAUUUAUUUGUUAAUUCAAUGU
Rhizophagus irregularis DAOM 181602=DAOM 197198 is the source of this 836-nucleotide messenger RNA. The record is from RefSeq and is a predicted model, not a curated record. Lineage: Eukaryota; Fungi; Glomeromycota; Glomeromycetes; Glomerales; Glomeraceae.